This is a messenger RNA of Nicrophorus vespilloides, 1573 nucleotides long. Its product is annotated as toll-like receptor 4. Gene Ontology annotation, molecular function: protein binding. The coding region runs from base 56 to 1567 and encodes 503 amino acids. NCBI's taxonomy places the organism in Eukaryota, Metazoa, Arthropoda, Insecta, Coleoptera, Silphidae. The transcript is spliced from 2 exons. The record is from RefSeq and is a predicted model, not a curated record.
UUGAGGAUAAACUCGUUUAUUCGUAGUCCAGUGCGGCUUAUGAGAAACAACCAAAAUGUUGAUUCGUAUUUUAAUUCUAUCAUUGUUUACCACUCUUUGUUUCGGUGAUUGCAACUUCGACGAAAUAACGAAAUUACUAAAAUGCAACAAUAUCAAAGCGGAAGCCAUAGUAUCCAAAUACUUCAACGUAAAGCAAAACGUUGCGAGAAUAUAUUGGGAAAACUGCGAAAUUACCAAGCUGGAGGCGAACGUUGUUCCAUUCGAACAAACCCAAUUCCUGAAGAUCUCCUGUGGCAUACGUGAAAUAAAUCCAAACACAUUUGUACGUGUAAAUAAUAUCAUCGAGUUGGACCUUAGCAAUAAUAAAAUAUCAAGAAUAACUAACCAAAUGUUCGAUAAUCUGUCCAACUUGGAAAGGCUUAACUUAAACAAGAACGUUCUUAGGAAUCCACCCAGGGAAGCGUUCACGAAGAUCGCAAAAUUGAAGGAGCUUAAUUUAUCUCAGAAUCGCAUCACCAAUAUAGGCACAGCGGUUCUUGACAUGCCCAAAUUGCAGAAUUUGUAUCUGAAUAAUAACGGAAUUUUCGUGCUGCUCGCAGAUACAUUCGAAGAAUUACGGAACGCGAAAAUCAUAGAUAUAUCAAACAACGAUAUACCGGACUUGAGUGGCGUCUUCAAUUACACGAAAGACUUGGAAGUUCUGAAAUUAAGCAACAAUCCAGUACAGAAAAUAGACGUUCACCUUUUCAAGGUGGCUACGCUGCUGAAGGAAUUGGAUAUGAGCAACUGCCAAUUGGACAAUCUGCAGCUUGAAGCGUUUACUGGAAUCAAUAAUUUGGAGAAGCUCAAGUUCUCCAACAAUCCAAUAAAACAGAUUCAGCAAGGUCUCUUCGAACAGAUGACCAAACUGCAAGAAAUAUCAAUUUCAAAUAUAUCAAUUUCAUCUCUAACAACUACAACAUUUCAGAAUAAUAACAUGUUGAAUAAGUUGGAUCUAUCUAAUAAUCAGCUGUCCAAUUUGGAUGAAGGCAUCUUUGCAAACACCCAAUUGGAAUACUUGAAUGUGUCCAAUAACAAACUGGAAUUAUUCAGAGAGAAUUUGUUUAGAAACAGGAGACUCAAAGUACUUGAUUUAAGCAACAAUGGGUUUGAAAACAUUGAUGUUUUGGUCAAUCAGCCAUUGCAAAUGUUAUAUGUGAGAGGAAACAAAAUAGAUUACAUUGGUCCUCAGACAUUACCCAGAAGCCUAGAAUAUUUAGAUAUUACUGAGAACAGGUUGAUUUAUAUAGAGGAUUCACUAUUUGAACAGAUGCCCAAAUUAAGGAUGCUGGAGUUCUUGGGAAAUCCUCUUGCAUGCGCCUGCUUCAAUAAUAUAUUAACAGCACUGUCAAAUAAAUCAAUUAGUUUCACUAAAGGAAACUAUUUUGAUGGGAUAAGCAGCUUUUGCGUGGUUUACGAAACAUUUCAUUGCGUUAUAAAGAGGCAGGAAUUGAAGAAGUUCUAUUAUCAGUAUGAACUCAUAAAGAACGAUGUUUUAUUGGACACCGUGUAUUUUAGGAACAAUUAAAUUAUU